AUGCAUGGUGCAAUUAACUCUUCUUUAGCUGACGCAGUGGUGCCGUUAGAAAAUCGGAAAACUAAGCGGAAACGGAAGAUCAAGAUCCCCCGCAAGAUUCGACACGACGACCAAAUAAGUUUGGACUCAACCAUCGAGACUUUGCUACUGCCCCAGAAAGUGUCAACUUCGUACCAAGUGGCCGAAGACGAGACCUCGUCAAAUAUCCAAUACCACCCUGCAUUGUCCAAUUACGGCCUUGGAACCCUCAGAGGCCAAAUUCGACGGGAUGACAUCAUCUCCCCGGCAGCAAAAAGUGCAGACGCUUUUAGCACAACUACCAAUCGGGCGCCAUUCGAAAGUCUACCUCACCGAUAUACCAACGACCCAAUUUCUUACCAUGCCCUUAACACGUUCAUUGCGACUGAAUCAAACACCAAGCCACCCUUGCGGUUUGCUCCGCCCACUACCACAACCGCCACUACAACCACAACAACAUCAACAACAACCACAAACACUGAAAGAAGUAGUACUACAAUAACCUCAACGGACGAAAUUGAUUCCAAAUCGGAAGCGGCUGAACCCAGCAACAAUAAUAAGGAGCCAGAGCCAGAUAUUGUCAAGAAAGAGGUCAAAUCUGUUGGAAAUGCCCUUAGUCCAACUGAAACAAACUUCAAACCAUCAUACCGAGAGGGCUUUCAUCCCUCAAGGCCCGGACCCGUGUAUUCCCAACCCAUCAGGCACAAUCCGGUGGCAACGCAACCUUACCAAAAACAGAAUUCUUUCGGAGUGUCCGUGGAUUUUGCGGGCUUUUCUCACGAAAAUCCCUUGCUCACCUACUACAAACCAUUUCCAACUUCUGAGCCCACUUUCAAACGAGAAAUCAUACCCGACCACAUUUUGGCCAAUCCUCAAAAUAUUUACCAGAAUCAGUGGACGACAUCGGGCGCCGUGAAGAAACCCCUCGUUGAUGUAACGAAAGAAAAGGUCAAAUACUACGAAACAGCCACUACUUUUGACCCGUAUAUUGACACGGUUCACUCACCACAAGACAACGGGGAACCCGUCACGGAGUCCAGAGUAUCCCAUGGAGAGAAUUCUGGGUCCCAUCACAGUCAGUCGACAAAAAUCACCACUUUGCAUCAACAACAACUCAGUUCCGACUAUUCAGCCACGGAAUCAUCCGCUUCACUUCUCCUUUUGGCCCCAUCUGGCCCUCGAGUUCCCAUCUUGUCUAAGAUUACCCACGAUAUCCGAGAUAUGUUCUCCAACAUGAUUCACCGACGACCCCAAGAGCGGCCCGAUACAGCAGAAGUCGACAGAGCCCCACAACCCCCUCUCAUGCACCGAAUCCGGUCAGGAUUGCACAAAAUGAUGGGCAAUCAGUUUGGGGACCGCCAAUUUGACGGGUUCGACUUCAUACCACUGGUGGUCGUUUUGGUGGGCGCUGGACUCCUCCUGGCAGCAUUGUUCCCUAAUGCACUUACAAACGUCGCCAACGGCAAUGUGGUUCUCGGGCGCAAGGAUGACCUUGACGGUGAUUUAGCUCUUUUGGACCAUGCAAUAAAUCAGCUGGAAUCCGGGAUCCUUAUGAUCAGCUCGUUGAGGCGUCAGGACACUUGCGCCGAGAAGCUGGCCUGCAAAUUAGGUGGCUUAGCUAAGGAAAACUUUGACGACUCCGAGAUGCUUCUGGGAGCUUUAAAGAUGGUCGUGCCCGUAAGUUUUUCUAAUGUUUCUCGAUCCUUCGAAAGCAGUUACCGCAACAUUGACUCAGAAUCCUGCCGCCAAGAAUGUUACCGCUGUAUCAAUUUGUGAAGGGUGCCUAACAAAGCGAAACAGCUCAUUCCUAUUUUCAUACCACUUGUGAAUGCCAUGUUCCAGUAGAUAUUAGAAUAAUAAACAAAGAU
Messenger RNA from Tigriopus californicus, 1886 nucleotides. RefSeq names its product mucin-5AC-like. The transcript has 3 exons. Bases 1 to 1794 code for a protein of 597 amino acids. The record is from RefSeq and is a predicted model, not a curated record. NCBI's taxonomy places the organism in Eukaryota, Metazoa, Arthropoda, Copepoda, Harpacticoida, Harpacticidae.